Molecule: messenger RNA, 1713 nt
Organism: Pisolithus orientalis
Lineage: Eukaryota; Fungi; Basidiomycota; Agaricomycetes; Boletales; Pisolithaceae
Exons: 11
Coding region: 1-1713 (570 amino acids)
Source: RefSeq, a predicted model, not a curated record
AUGCCCCUGCUAUCAAUGCAGCCAAAGGUUGAAAUCACCCCCACUCUCCUCAAUGACAAGGCAUUUGCCUUUCUUGAGAGCUUGCUGCCAUGGGCAUCACCUUCAAAUUGGAGGAAUGGGAUAAAUGCCAUCCAGGCUGCAUGGGAGCUCACACAAGCUAAGGUAGUCCCAGUAGUUCCCCUGUUGGAAGAUGCUGCCACAUGGCAGUUGGUUUUGCAUUGGGCAACUGAUGAUAGCCUCUCCUUCACCAAUUUCUUGAUGGAGAUGGAGAAAUUCAGCAGCAGGUACCAGUUUGACAAGUGGAAGUCUACCUUUGACCAAGUAUUUGAAGUAUCUUGGAAGGGUACUGCUGUUGAGGUUGUUAGGGCAGCCAUGGCUGAAUGUGGUGUUGUUGAGCCCUCUAAUGCAUGCAAUGCCCCCCCUGCUCAGGCUUCUUCCUCCUGCGACAUCUCUCAUGUUGUCCUCUCCCCCCAAGCUUCUUCAUUGCAGACUUGUAAGCCAAUGUUCACCUUCAGUUUUGGAUCCCUCACUAAUCACUCAAUCAGGCAAAAGCUCAUGCAGAUCCCACUGCUCUCUGCACCCAGUGAAGUGUCCAAGAAUGAGCAAGACAAAGAGGACAAAGGGGAAGACAAACUAGACAAUGAAGUGGACCAUUGUCCAAGGGUGACCAAGGUAGCUCCACCAGGGCACAUGAAUUUAACUCAACAGCUCAGAAGUCUUUUCCACUGCUAUGGUGGUAAGGGGAGUGCAGAAGGGUGGAGGGUGAAGGCACAUCAGCAGGGCCCAGUUUGCAAUGUCAAAGAUCAUAUGGAGGUGGAUACAAAUCAGGCUCAGCCAAGAGUAUUCAAGGUCAUGCUGCCCUCCACUCAUUCUGCAGGAUUCAUCCUCCAGCACUUCAAACUGGAGGGCCUGAAAUGCAAGACUUUCCAUUCAGUCCCUUGCCACAUUUAUGUGGAAGCUCCCAGUGUGCAAGACAGCCUCAAGAAUGAAAUCACCCAUGUACAGCAUGUCAAAGCCCACUUGGAGCUUUUUGACAUGGACCUGGCCUACCAACAUGGCCUGGAGAGGUGUAAUGUUGUGCCAGUGAGCCUGCCUACUCCUGAGCAAAUUGGAUGGUUUGUUGUGUUGGAUGUGGAUCCCACUUUGGUCACAUGUACCUUAACUCAUUUCUCUGCUCAAAUGUGGCAGGUAGGAGAUCAUGGCAAGAUUCAGGCUGGGGAGUUUGUCAAUGAGGUAGCCUAUGUCAUGAUGGAUGUCCAAGCUGAAUCAGUGGCUGUUCAUUUGGAUAAUCCUACCCCUCAAUUGCCUGAAUCUCUGGAGACUUUGAGGGCAUGGUACUCAAUGGAUGUCCCUACAAUCUUCCUAGCAUCAUGCAGAGUGCUGCUGAGCUAUCCCAACCAAGACCCCCAUGAUCAACUGCAAUGCCAUCCCCCAGUCAAAGAGCACUUCAUAGAGCCAGGGGAUGCAGUAUGCAUCCUCACCAGACCCUACAGGGACCUCACAGGCCAAGUCCAAUACUUCUCCUGCAGCCUCAGACAAAUAGGGGUCAUGUGGCACAUCAAAAAGGCAUUCAACACCAAAGAUGCCAAGGGGGACAAGGGCAGGUCCAAGGCUCAAGUACCAGAGGUUCUCAGUAAGGACAGUGAUGGUGAUGGGGCUGAUGAUGAGGAGUUGAUCAUUGUCAGCUUGGACAACAUCCAAGUGACAGCUUGA